AUGGCGAUCCACUCCGAGAAGCCCGGUAUGAGGGACCCUGUGCUGGCUGCAGAAGCAGCCCACGCCCAAGCUGUGGUAAAUGCUGCCACUGAAAAAUUGGAGGAUGAUCAGCUGGAGGACGCCUCGCCGUCGCCCUCGGCUCCGGGUCAAGUGGAGCUCACUGAGGACAUGUGCUACGAUCAACUGGGAUACUCGUUCAGUGAAACCAAGAAGUGGACCAUCAUCACCGUCAUCUUUCUUGUGCAAACCUCUAUGAACUUCAACACAUCGUUGUAUUCGAACGCAGCCUCUGGAAUCUCGGAGGAGUUUAAUGUUUCCAUGCAAGCUGCGCGGUGUGGUGCGAUGAUCUUCUUGGUUCUUUACGCCUUUGGUUGUGAACUUUGGGCACCAUGGAGUGAGGAGCUGGGUCGCAAACCCAUUCUCCAGGCAUCUCUGUUCCUCGUCAAUAUCUGGCAGCUUCCUGUGGCUCUGGCACCCAACUUCGCCUCCAUCAUGGUCGGUCGUGCCCUCGGUGGUCUCUCAUCCGCGGGUGGCUCGGUUACCCUGGGAAUGAUUGCCGAUUUGUGGGAGCCCGAUUCCCAACAAUACGCCGUGGCCGCCGUCGUGUUCUCGUCUGUUGGCGGCUCCGUGCUUGGUCCGGUGGUUGGUGGCUUCGUCGAAGCUUUCCUGCCGUGGCGAUGGAACAUCUGGAUCCAGUUGAUCUUCGGUGGUUUCGUGCAAAUUGCCCAUUUCCUCUUCGUCCCAGAAACCAGAACAACCGUGAUGAUGGACAAAAUUGCGAAAAAGAUGCGCCAGUCCGGCGAGAACCCUCAUAUCUACGGUCCCACUGAGGGCAUAUCUUUCCGCCAGCGUUUCCCUCCUCGUGAGCUCAUGGCUACUUGGAUCCGCCCUUUCAAGAUGUUCCUGACUGAGCCCAUUGUAUUGGUACUGUCGUUGUUGAGUGGUUUCAGCGACGCCCUCAUUUUCAUGUUCAUCCAGUCGCUUUCCCUUGUGUACGGCCAAUGGGGCUUCAAUACAUGGCAAAAGGGUCUGGCUUUCAUUCCAAUCGUCGUCGGAUACUUCAUCGCUUGGUUCUCCUUCUUCCCGGUCAUCAAACGCAAUAUCAGAGAGCGACGCGAAAAUCCAGAAAGCGAACGGGCUCAGUACGAGUCGCGCUUGUGGUGGUUGCUGUAUACUGCUCCCUGCCUACCCAUUGGCCUGAUCGGAUUCGCCUGGACCAGCUUGCCUCAAUGUCACUGGAUUGGAUCUAUGAUCUUUUCCGCUAUCAUCGGCAUUGCGAAUUACGCAAUUUACAUGGCCACUAUCGACUAUAUGAUUUGCGCCUACGGACCAUACUCUGCUUCUGCAACUGGCGGUAACGGAUGGUCUCGAGACUUCCUUGCUGGUGUGCUUACCAUUCCCGCUACGCCAUUCUACACAAAUAUCGGUGGCAAGUACCAUCUUGAAAAUGCCUCAACUAUCCUCUUCUGCAUCUCGGUACCACUUGUUGUUGCGGUCUAUAUCAUCUACUGGAAGGGUCCGGCACUACGCAAGCGUUCUCCAUUCGCGCAGCAGCUUGAGGAUGCCCGAAACCAAAUACAGUCGGAGAGCCGACGAGGAUCAAAGAUUCCCCAGGCAUCUCGCGCGAACUCAUAUGCACGCUCUCAACAGGACCUCCGCAUCCGCCCAGGAUUCGGCAGUCGAGGCAACUCACGAGUCAACUCUCAAGUCAACUCGCGCCGCAACAGCAUCAAUGUCAAUGCUUGA
This is a messenger RNA of Penicillium paradoxum, 1746 nucleotides long. RefSeq lists its product as uncharacterized. The record is from RefSeq and is a predicted model, not a curated record. The coding region runs from base 1 to 1746 and encodes 581 amino acids. Gene Ontology annotation, molecular function: transmembrane transporter activity. The transcript is spliced from 3 exons. NCBI's taxonomy places the organism in Eukaryota, Fungi, Ascomycota, Eurotiomycetes, Eurotiales, Aspergillaceae. Gene Ontology annotation, biological process: transmembrane transport.